Molecule: messenger RNA, 1331 nt
Organism: Ipomoea nil (Japanese morning glory)
Lineage: Eukaryota; Viridiplantae; Streptophyta; Magnoliopsida; Solanales; Convolvulaceae
Product: homeobox-leucine zipper protein ATHB-13-like
Exons: 3
Coding region: 241-1146 (301 amino acids)
Biological process (GO): positive regulation of DNA-templated transcription
Cellular component (GO): nucleus
Molecular function (GO): DNA-binding transcription factor activity, RNA polymerase II-specific; sequence-specific DNA binding
Source: RefSeq, a predicted model, not a curated record
CACCCAAAACUUGAAUCCAUCCAUACUCUCUCCUCCGCUCCCAAUCAAUUCCCAAACACCAUUAUUAUUAUUUUUUUUUCUCUUUUCUUUUCUUUGAUGUUAACUGAAAGAAAUAUUCUUGAAAACUACUCUUCUCUAUUUGCUUCCGCAACUAAGAGAUCAAAGUUCCCUGUAUGUAUAUAAGCCUAUCUUCGAUUCUUUGAUCACUCUUCCAAGCAUGAAUCAAAGCCAAAGAUUAUCAUGAGUACUUGCAUUGAAAUGGCUUUCUUCCCCACCAAUUUCAUGCUCCAAACUCCCCAUGAAGAUGACCAUCAACCCUCCACUUCUCUCAACCCCCUCCUCCCCUCUUGCACUCCUCAAGAUUUCCAUGGAGUGGCAUCAUUUCUAGGGAAGAGAUCUAUGUCAUUUUCGGGGGUGGAGACGGGGAAUUGCGAAGAAGGUGGGCAUGGUGGAGAGGAUGAUCUGUCAGAUGAUGGGUCACAGGCAGGGGAGAAGAAGAGGAGAUUGAACAUGGAGCAAGUGAAGACUCUUGAGAAGAACUUUGAGCUGGGAAACAAGCUUGAGCCUGAGAGGAAAAUGCAGCUAGCCAGGGCUCUUGGGCUGCAGCCUAGGCAGAUUGCCAUUUGGUUUCAGAAUAGGAGGGCUAGGUGGAAAACUAAGCAGUUGGAGAAAGAUUAUGAGGUUCUUAAGAGACAGUUUGAUGCCAUCAAAUCUGAAAAUGAUGCCCUCCAAGCCCAGAACCAGAAGCUUCAUGCAGAGAUAAUGGCACUGAAGAACAGCAGGGAUCAUCAGCCCACAGAGUCCAUAAACCUGAACAAAGAAACAGAAGGAUCAUGCAGCAAUAGAAGUGAGAACAGCUCAGAGAUCAAGCUGGACAUCUCAAGAACAACAGCAACAGCCAUUGAUAGCCACCCUCCAUUAACUGGCAAUGGCAGCAGAUCUCUCUUCCCACCCAACACUAUGAGGCCAGCUGGGAUGCCCCACCACCUCUUUCACAGUAACCCAUCUUCUUCCUCAAGGCCCCCUUCUUCUUCCUCAGAUCUCCACCCUCAAUCUGUCAAAGAAGAAACCCUAUCCACCAUGUUCUGUGGCAUUGAUGACCAGUCCGGGUUCUGGCCAUGGUUGGAGCAACAGCAUUUCAAUUAAGACCCAGUGAUCAUAUUGUUAUUGUUAUUAUUAUUUUUGCUUCUUUUAUUUUCUUGGGUUUGAGUGCAAUUUCAUAUAAGAUUUGGGUCUUAAUUAGUUUAUGAUGAUGAGAGUUCUUUGUUGAUCAAGGUGCAGUGCAUGGUGUAUAAAUUAAAGUAGCAAACUUAAGAAGUAUUACUUUUUUU